AAAAAUUAAUUUAAAAAAAUUAAAAUAAUUUCUUACAACACCAGCGCACGCUUACAGACGCCAAAGCGCCCAAACACACGCACACACACAUAUGUAUGUAGUCAAGCAUGAUUGCGCCCGGUCAUAGCCAUAAACGCACUUAAACCCCAAACCCAGCACACGAACACUAACCAAAAAGUGCCACGAAAAUGUUGCAAGCCAUUGAAACAACGCCACAAAAAUUCAAUAACAACAACAACACAAGUAUACUGCUUAGUACGUCGACUAGCGUCAGUAAGGCGCACGCCACACCCCCAACUGCCACAGCAGUAACAAUAAAUAACCAAAGUCAAAGCGUCAACGCUGAGGAGAAGCAACAGCGUCGUCGCUCAACAUUCUAUGUACCGCUUGUGAUUGAGGACGACGACGACGACGACAACGAACACAACGCACAGGCGGCGUCACGGAGUCAGUCAAACGACUUGCCGUCAAGUCGUCAGAGUUUAGAGCACGCCGACACCAGCAGUCUAGGUGGACGCUCGAGCGCCUCCAAUACCAGUACGAGCACAGCGCCGGAACGGAAGAGUGUGUCGAGUUGUGGUGGUAGCGCUAGCGGCAGUGGAAACGGCAGCAAAAGCAAAGCUGAAAAGAAUAGUAAUAAUAAUAAUUUGAAGAAGUCGACAUCGUUGAAGAACGCAAGCGCAACAUCGAAAGUGGCGGCGUUGCUCUUUGAACGCACCAACAGUACUUUGGGUUUCGGCGCAAGCGGUAGCAACAGCAGCAGUGCCAGUAGUGCUGUAGUGAAACGCAAUAGUGUAAAGAAAAUGUCACCACCUUGUGGUUUCAAUUGGACCAUCAGUGGCAACACAGUCGAUACAGAUUUGGAUGAGGAUAGUGAUGUGACGGUACAGGUAAACGCGCCAGCGGUCAACAAAAAUGCCGGUAAGGAGAAAUUAAAGCUGAGUCGUUUAACGCAAAAGUCCGAGAAACGACACAGCACGAGCAGUAAAAGCUCUGUAAAUAGCAACGCCACAACCGCUUCGCUGCCGAACAGCAAGUCGUUGCAAAAAACAACAAAUGUAAAUGCCAAAACGAAGCGUUAUGGCAUCGUGCUAAACGGCAUAAGUUUGGACGACGAGCACUUGCAAAUCGCGCAGUCGGCGACGACGAAUACAAACAACAAGUCGACGCCGCCAACAAAAACUCGUAGUAAUCUGGUCGAGUUCAAUGAGGACGAUAUUGUGCUGGCGACCCCCAACAAACAGGCGCGCAGCUCUAGAACCACACCGCCAACGCACGGCAAGCCAGCAACAACGAGCAGUGUUAAUAAAAAUAUGAAUAACAGUAGUGCUAAUAGUGUGCGCACAACAACGCCGAGCAAACGUGCUGACAAUUGGCGUAACAUAGAUGCGCACGAUUCGGAUAUUGAUGUUGUUGACGACGAAUCGCUAGCGCAUUCGGAUAUGGAUACCGAUGACAAUCGCAACGAUGGCGACAACGACGACGAUGACGAUGACUCAGAGAUAAGUCGCAUACAAACGAACACAUCGACGCCGAUCAAAAUGAUGAAAUCACGUUCGCGCACGAAUAUCUUAUCGGUGCCCAGUGUGGAGCAGCACAACCUACUGAGUGUAGCCGCAGCUGCUGUCAAACCGAAUACAAACGCCACACCACCGUUGUUAUUGCGCGCUAAGUCCAAAACGCUCCCACAAAAUCUAUCCCCUUCAGUUGUAUUACAACAGUCGGAGGCAUUGUUUGACGAAUGCAAUACGCGUACUACCGCUCAGACGAAAACUACAAAAUCGCCGGGUGUUGGUGGUGGUGCUACGAGCACUUCGCGCACUGCACGUCUAAUUGGUCCGCUCACCAAGGUACAUCAUAAUCUAUUUGGUGGUAGUGUGGCUAGUCAUAUUGGCGCUAGCGCUACAACAACAACGAUCAACACUGUUGGCACUAACAAAAGUAAAGAUGCCAACAAACUCACGCACAGUUCAUCCACGUCGCUGAUAACACAAACUUUUCCACCCAAACAUUUAUUCCUACUGAAAUCCACAUCAAAGUUACCCAUAAGCAAUACGUGCUCAUCGACAUCCAUGAGCCUGGAACAUAGUAAAACGAAAGCAACGAAGAGUUUUAGUACGGAUACAACGAUUACCUCACCAAAGAACGCGAGCGCUAUACAAACGCAGGCGGUGACGUCACCACCAAAGAAAUCGUUAAGUUUCAUACGUCGUGCGCAUUCAACGAAAUUGUCGCGUAAUAAUUCGCUACUCAAAUCGAUCGCCAGUCAACAUCAACAGAAUAUACAGCAGUCUGGGUCGUCAUCAUCAGCAACGUCUGCUAAUAUGGUCGACUGUUCGGGCAGUUGGGGUAAGGACUUCUAUUUGAAUUAUGAUGUGUGCCCGUUGGCGCUGGAUGAGCUCGAAACGUAUUUUCGUUCGGACCGUUGUACGACCUUAAUACGCGAACGUUUUAAAAUAUUGGAUAUACCAUUGAACUGCUCGGCAGCGGAUGAGUCGCAUAAUCAACAACAGGAUAGCUCAUUGCGUGAGCUUGACACAAGUUGUAGUAGUCAACAGCUCCUAAGAGUACCCGGCACAACAGACGACGAUGAUGCAGGACAUCAUUCGGACACUUCAUAUGAGAAGGCUUGCAGGCGUGGCUCUGCACCAGCGACACCCAUAUUGGGUCAGAAGCAGCAACAACCAGAGAAUAAUACAACCUCAAGAUUUACGAAUUUCUUUUCAAAACGAUCAAAUCCACUCAAACGUACAAAGUCAGUUACCAAAUUGGAACGCACCAAAAGAGGCUCAGGCGGCUUACGCGGCUCGCGUUCACAUGAGAGCUUGCUCUCUAGUCAUGCAGUAAUGUCGUCGAUCGAUCUCUCCUGCACCGGUGCCGUUGGCGUCGCGCCAGUGCAUCAAUCGGUGCUUGGCCGUCGGCACUGCUUUCAAGUGCGCGGCGGUCCGCGUGGUGAGCGCUACUACGCCUGCGGUUCGCGUCAAGAGCGCGAUCUGUGGAUCUACUCGCUGCGCAAAUCUAUAUCACCGAACGCCGAGCACACACGCCACACAGACAACUCGCUUAAGAUGUGGAUCUACGAAGCGAAGAAUCUGCCACCAAAGAAGAAAUAUUUCUGCGAACUACACCUCGACAAAGCGUUGUAUGGACGCACUAGCGUUAAGCUGCAAACCGAUUUGUUAUUCUGGGGUGAAUAUUUCGAUUUCCCCGAUGUGCCCGACAUCAAUGUGAUCACAGUGAAUGUAUUCCGCGAGGUGGAGAAGAAGAAGAAGCGCGAUAAGCAUAUGUUCGUCGGUUCGGUAAAAAUACCAAUACACGAGGUGACAUCGCGCAUAUUCUCCGAGGAUUGGUAUCCGAUAUUAACUGAGAAAUCCAACGACAGCUUGAAUCGCAAUGGCAAGGAGGUGACGCCCACGUUGCGCAUCAAGUGUCGUUUCCAAAGCACCGACAUACUGCCGAUCAAUGUGUAUGCCGAUUUUCUCGAGUAUUUGAAGAAUAAUUAUAAGCGCGUUUGUGAAACGCUCGAGCCGGUGAUCAGCGUGAAAGCCAAAGAGGAUAUUGGACAGGCGCUCGUCUUGCUAAUGCAUGCGCAAGGACUAGCUGGCGCAUUUCUAACCGAUGUGGUAGCAUUGGAUUUGUUGCGCGUUGGCGAUCAACGCCUCACAUUCCGCGGCAAUUCGUUGGCCACCAAAAGCAUGGAAGCUUUUCUCAAAUUAACCGGCGAACAGUAUUUGCAAGACACGCUCUCGGCGCCAAUUAAUGAGAUCAUACAAUCCGAUCGCGAUUGUGAAGUGGAUCCGACAAAGGCGAGCGGUUCGCUGCAACGCCAACAGGCGUCGCUACGUGCCGCCGUGCGCAGCGCCUGGCAGUGCAUCUACGAGUCACACAAACAUUUUCCACAACAGCUGCGCUCCUGCUUUGCGACAUUCAGAGAGCGUUUACAGCAGCUGGGACGUCAGGAUAUGGCGGAUAAUCUGAUAUCGGCGUCCAUCUUUUUGCGCUUCUUGUGUCCGACUAUACUGUCGCCAAGUUUGUUCAAUAUAACCAAUGAGCUGCCCUCGGCGCGCGCCACACGUAAUCUAACGCUUGUCGCUAAGACACUACAAACGCUGGCGAACUUCACACGCUUCCAGGGCAAGGAGAGCUUUAUGGAGUUUCUCAAUGACUUCCUCGAACAGGAGGCGCCACGCAUGAAAGAGUUCUUGCAACAGAUCUCCACGCGCCCCGAACAUGCCGCACCCGAGUCCAUACUCGACUGGGCGGGCUACAUCGAUCAGGGCAAACAGCUUUCCAUUUUGCAUAUAUUGCUUAGCGAGAGCAUUAGCAAGCUGCCGGAAGCGCGUCAGCACGAACUUGAUCCACUUCAGCAUAUCUUAGAUGAGAUCAGCAAAGCCAAAGAGAGCAAUAAUUUCAUGCAACACAUGCCGCACAUGUGUCCCACUACGCAUAUGCCCACUGAGAAUCAAGAGAAUCGCAAUCCCGAAGAUGUAGCUAUGCAAAUGCAACAGCAACAGCAGCAACAACACCAGCCCAUACAGCAUCAAGCACAGUUGGCGCAGCCGCAACAUGCCGUUGUCACAAAACCAAUGUCGGCAGAACGCGGUAUCAUGCGCGGCGUCUUGACGCCCAGCUCCUUGGAGAAGAACAUCUUCCGCUACAACGAUCCAACGGUCAAUGCGCUACUCCAACAACAACAACAACAGCAGCAGCAACAGCACGCGCAUGCGCAUCAAAUGCAACAGUCAAUGGGCAGCAAUAGCGCGCUUGAUAAGCGUCACUCGAAUUCUCAAAGCUCCAUCGCCGGCGGCAUGGGCUACAUGAGCACACAGCUGCAGCACGCGCAGUCACAAAGCUCGCUCGCUUCGUCCUCGAUUAACGGCGGCGGCGGCAGCAGUCACAAUCUACUCAUUUCCGCUAAUGUGCAGCAUCACUGUCCGCCUGCGCCCGCCGCAAGCGCUAGCAAUACUAUUGAGCGUCUGCAUGUUGGCGCCGGCGGCAAUGCGCACUACUACGGACUCAUGGGCACCAGCAAUGGCAACAUGAGCUCAUCGCUGGCCAGCAGCAGCAAUUUGAGCAGUCACAAUGGCAAUGACAGCGACGGCACUGCCGCUGGCAUGUUGCGCGCCACUACACUACCGCGCGGCAACAAUAACAAUUACGAUGAGUUGGCCAACGGCGAAUUUAUACAAAUUUCCGGUUUGGACACAAGCAGCGCCUUUGUGCGUAAGUCACCCACACCGCUGCUGAAGGGCAAUGCCGCUUUGUUGCAGCAACAACAACAGCAGCAGCAGCAACAACAGCGCCAGAAGCUGCACAACUCGAAUGUGAGCUUGGUGUUGAAUGAGCGCACACCGAGCAAAUUGAAUUUGGGCAUACCGGAUCACAGCAGCGCUUCCACACCGCUCGCACAUAAGCUGCCCGCAUACCAAAGACCGCCGCCCGCAGCAGGCGCACACCUGCAUGCGUCGCGCGACUCCAAUCCACACCCGAAUAUGCCCAUGAAUCUGGAAGAUUUAGAUGAUCUCUUCAAGUACGCCGAGGAGCACGCAGUGGUCGGUGAGGUGGUAACUGCCGCGACGCAAGCAGGCGGCCAACACGGCAAGAGCGCACGCGAGCAACUGUCGGCUAAAAGUAGCCACUGCUCGUCUGGUUAUCAGAGCAUCGCUACAAAUCCGCCGUCACAAUCGUCGAGCCCUAUCGAACAACAGCAACAACAGUUGCAACAACAAAAAAGUGUUGUUGGCGGUAAUACGCCACUCGCCUUCAAAAAUCCCACAUACCAGCUGCAGCAGCAACAAUCCACAAGCGGCGCCGCGCCAGCGCAUCAUCACCACCACCAUCACCAUCAUCAGCGCGUCAACUACAGCAGCGUCUUUAAUGCCGGCAACGCCAGUAAUGGCCAGCAACAGUCAGCGCAUCAACAGCUGUUCGGCUCUGCCGCCGCGCAACGCCCGAAACCACAUGGUGGCGGCCUUGUGGCAGCGCGCGCAGCGCUUUUGAACAAAGUUGGCGCGCUCACACCCUCAUCCUCGGAGGAGCGCCUCUCCAACGACAAUUACCAUGGCUUUGGUGGUGGCAGCGGCGGCGGCAUUAACAAGCUGAUGAAAUCGCCCUCACAUGGACAUUUGGAAGCACAGCGUUCGCUCAGUGGUGGCAGCAGUUCAUCUUCGUCCGGCGCUAAUAUGGGUUUAGGGCCCAUUUCAAUGCAAUCCAACACAAGUGGCGCACGCAUGCCGCGCACCAAUCCGCAAUACAAACGUGACGAUAAUUACGGGCCGCUAAAUGGCAGCAGCAGCGGCAGUUAUAUGCCAGCCGAUGUGGCGGCAGCGAACGCAGUGAGUGGGCUCUUCAGCAAUAGCGGUUUUGGCAAGCCGAACAAUGGCUUGGCGCACAACAGCGCGAACAUAAGCGGACGAUAUCAGCGGCGCUUGAGCUUGGACUCGGCGCGCACGCUAUCGGACAGCUCCACGGACACAGAAGGCCACUGCGCGCCACAUGAGGGCAAGCGUCGUCGUCAGCCGCGCGCACACACCAACGCCGGCAAUCAUCAGCAACACCACAUGACGGCCGGCAAUAGCAGCACCGGCGGUAGCGCUGGCAGCGCCAACAGCGGCAGCUUUGAUCAGAAUGGCGAAAUACAACUGCUGCAGGAAACACUCGACACGCUGCGGCACACGCUCGAUCGCGACGAAGCCGAGUUGCGCGACUCCAGCGAUGAGUUGUUCGCGCUGAAUCGUCACAACAGCGUGAAUGGUGGCAGCGGCGGCAGCGGUGUCAGCAAUUUAAGCAUGCAAUCUGAGUCGACUAUGCGCAGUAUUAUCGAUAGUUUGAUCUCUCCUAGGCUUAUCACAAUGGAGGAGGAGCUGCGACGCGAGCAGUUGAAAAUGUCGUUGGCGCUGUCGCACAAGCAGCGCGUCAUCGAGGAGCAGGGUCAGCAAAUUGCCGCGCUCGAUGCGGCCAACAGUCGACUGUUGAGCGCGCUCACCGCACUGCGGCAACGCUAUGAAACACAGCAACAGCAGCAGCAGCAGCAACAACAGCAAACGAGCUUAGCGAGCGCCAGCGCGCAGCAGCAGGCGCAGUGAACGGUAGCAGUGCGUAGCGUUUGAAGUUAUUUACAUAAUUAAAUAUUAUAAUUAAAUUAAAUUUAUUAAAUUAUUUACACGUUAGUGUUUAGUGCGCGCCGCAGCGUACUGGCGGCCAGCGUAGUGUGUGAACUUUAAAGUGGAGAAAUAUGUUAAACAAAGAAACAAGGCAAUAAGCUUUCAUUUUGCGCGCUAAGUGUGAAAAAAUAUACGUUUCCAAAAAUUUAGCUUUUAGACGCGUUGCUUGUUUUAAGUUACUUUAUUGCUAACAAGUUUUUAUAUAAAUAUAUAAACAUACAUAUAUAAAUAUAUAUAUUUUAUUUUCGUUGCAAAACUAAGCUUGUAUAAUUUUGUAAAAUUUAACUGCCGUUUUGGACUGUGGAUUUGUUUAUUUUUUUAUUUUUUGUGUUAAAGUUUUUUCUUAAAGACUUAUUAAAAAAAAAUAAUUUUUUAUUAAAAAUAUUUGAUUUUAAAAAUACCGAAAAUAUUAAAUCAAUUUUAAGCGUUGAUUUCUCUCGAGCGUAUCUGGUUUUAAUUAUAAUAUUUUUUUUUAAUUUUAUAAUUUUUUUUAAUAUUUUGUAUCUUUUCCUUUUGCUUCGGCCUUUAAUUUUUAAAUUUUUUUUUAAUAUAAAAAUUUAUAAAAAAAUUUAUUUUCGUAAUUUUGAAAUUAAAAAAAAAUUUUAUAAUAUUUUUUUUUUUAAUUUUUGUUUUGAUUCUUCAUAACUUAUUUUCAUUUUUUUAAUAUGUAAAAUUUUUAUAAUUUUUUUUUUUAUUUUUUCCCCACUGUGCGCAUACCUUUAUACACUUUAGCACAUAUUUUUAAACCGUUUUCUAUUAAAACGUCGCUGCUUGUUUUCAAAUAAUUAUAUAUGAAUUGAAAAUUUGUAUAAACAAAGAAAGAAGAGCAAAACACACAUACACACAGACAUACAAUUGUUUUAAAUUAAUUUUUAAAAUAUUAAGCGUUUACAUUUAUUUAAUCUAUUAGUAUUUAAGUGCAACUUUUUAAGUAUUCAUAUUUUAAUGAAAUUUUUGAAAAAUAAAAAUAAAUAAAAAUUAUAUUAAAAAAAAAACGAAAACAGAUAUUUGUGUAUAAACAAUCAGCAAAUAAUGUAGAGAGAGCGUUUCUAAAAAACAAUAUUUUAUUAAAAAGUUUGUAAAAGCGAGUACCACAAAAGAACAAAAAUAAGUGAGAACAUGCAUAAAUAGUACUGAGAUUAGUAAAGUCACAGUUAAUUAUAAUUAAUGUUGCAAAAAUUGCAAUAAUUUUUGAAAAAUAAUUUUCAAUAUUUUAUUUAAAAAAAUCUAAAUGCAAUUUGUUGUCAUAAAAAGGUGUCAUGAAAAGGUAGUAUCAACAGAGUGUCGA
Messenger RNA from Zeugodacus cucurbitae (melon fly), 8451 nucleotides. RefSeq names its product ras GTPase-activating protein raskol (gene raskol). Gene Ontology annotation, biological process: regulation of GTPase activity. NCBI's taxonomy places the organism in Eukaryota, Metazoa, Arthropoda, Insecta, Diptera, Tephritidae. The record is from RefSeq and is a predicted model, not a curated record. The transcript has 7 exons. Bases 189 to 7085 code for a protein of 2298 amino acids.